Molecule: messenger RNA, 2994 nt
Organism: Branchiostoma floridae (Florida lancelet)
Lineage: Eukaryota; Metazoa; Chordata; Leptocardii; Amphioxiformes; Branchiostomatidae
Exons: 6
Coding region: 332-1528 (398 amino acids)
Source: RefSeq, a predicted model, not a curated record
GUAAAAUAUAAGUCCCCCAGGCCUUCAAAAUAUAAAUGUUGAUGCCACACCCUAAAACAAAGGCUGUAUAUCAUUUUCUGCAUAUAAAUCAGGUGUCCACUAGGGAUGCGGAUAGAAGAACCAUCAGAUAAAUAUGUGCGGGUUAGACCUGGGCAGAAAAAGCCCAUGGACAGGGCUGUCCGUUAUAGAAGAUGAGCUGUGAUUCUUUCUUCGUUAGUCGUCUUACAAUCGGGACAUAUCCUUGGGAUUUUGCAAGGCCUGAAGACGCUGUUUCAAGAUCAUUUUCAGACCAAGAAGACGCUACAAGCCAGCCAAUUAAGGUGACGAAGUCAUGACGUCAUUCAACAUCAGAGUCCCGCGGACCGUGGAUGACGUCAGCCUCCCCUGGUUACAACAGGUCCUCAACGCUCACAACUCCAGGGUCAACGUCACUGAUGUCGUCAUCACCGGACCCAUGAGCCAGGCACAGGGCUCAAUCAGCUCAAUACUGGCUGUGGUCGCCAGGGGGACAGAGGACUCUAAGAACGAGCAUUACGACCUGGCUGUUAAAAUUACCAAAGUUGAAGAAGACGUUUCAAAGAAAGUUGUAACUUUAGAGGAAAGGGAGGUCUCGUUUUAUUCCAGCGCAGUACCUGACUUGUAUUCCGUUCUUCGUGUACAGAAUUUAGAUAGUAAACAAAGCAUAGACACAGACCAUAAUUGUUGUAAAUGUCUCUUUUCUGUAGUGUCUUUACCGGUACCGAUGUGCUAUUUCGCAGCUAGUGACCAAAGUUCAAUGAUGUCAGUCAGAGUCCUUGAGAACUUAGAGUCUCGAGGGUUUGCCGUCAAACCCUUUCCGGAACCUUUUAGUCUAGAAGAAACAAUAGUAGCUGUACGUGCGCUUGCACAAAUCCAUGGACUAUCACACCUCAUAGAGCAUAGGACAGGUACACCUUUAUCUGAGAGGUAUAACUGGCUAAGGGACACGGCUAAAGAACGGGCGACUUCACGGCACCAUGAGCGGUACGCAGAAGGGGUGAAGGCGUUUGCCUCGGCGUUUCCAGAGCACACAGACCUGGCGGCGCGGCUGGGACGGCUGACGGCGGAGGUGCUGUUCAAGGGGCGGGAGGGCACGGCGGGAACUCCGAGGGUCCUGUGUCACGGUGACUGCUGGAACGAUAACAUCAUGUUCAAGUACGACCAUGGCGUCCCUGUAUCAGCGAUGUUACUAGACUGGCAGCACGCCUGCUACAGACGGCCCACCUAUGACCUGGCCUGCCUGCUGGUGUACACGACCACACGGGAACUCCGCCACACUCACACUGACGACAUCCUGUACCACUAUCAUCAACAACUACAGCACACGCUGGGGACAAAUGAAGACACCAGACUGAGGUCCUACACCCUAGCAGACCUGAGAGCGGACCUGCGAGCUGACUUCAUCUGUCCCGUGGCGCGGUGGCUGAUGGGAUCGUGGGCCCACCCCCUUCAUCAGUACCCCCAGCUGUUACAGUGUGUGGAGGACAUCAGGGACUGGGGGGUGGUGUAGGACGGGGUGUUGGAAAGAGGAUGGGGCGAAAAAAUUGUAGGACGCAUAAAGAUUUUGUUGGGGUUCGUGGACAACAGUGCACCAGGAAUAUGGCAUACUAGAAGAGUCAAUGGGAAAUUAUAAGGUCUUUUACCAUUGCGAUUUGAAGACAACUAUGAAGAACAUUUGGAAAUUGCCAACUGCGAAACAGUGAACACACACCAGGGCAAACAAACAAAUACACCAAAUGAUUUGAAUAUAUACUUCAGUUUACACUGAGGUAACGAAAGUAACAUCGACAUUCCUCCUCGUAGUGCUGUAGACAUUCCAGGGACGGGCACAGAAAUAUUCAAGUUAAAUCCUAUCUCAAGUUUUCAACGUAGUAGUACCCCCCCCCCCCCCUUUCUCCCUCGCCAGAACCAAAAGGCCAGGUAAACUUGCAAUUGAACCUGUCUACUUGAUGCCCUAAUUUAUGUCUGAAGCCAGAUAUCGUCAAUACAUCGAUCACCAAUUAAUAAAGACUCACAAAACACUGGUAAAUCAAAUCAGUCUUAUGCUUAGCGUUGCCUACUCUUUUUGUACAACAGAAAAGAAAUGCUCGCAUACAUACUCACAAAAGACGUUCAAUAAGAUGCCUGUAGAAUGUAGAUGUUUCAUGCAGUCAUGUUGAAUAGGCAAUGUAAGGUCCCUUGACUCCUGUUGGCGGCUUGCCUUCAAGUUCAAACAACAGGAGUCAAUUGAGCUUAUAUAGGAUAUUCAAUGUGUUUGUCUUCGCUGACAUCUCAGGUGAAUUGACAUAAAAGAAUAACACAAGCAUGGUAAUACUCUCAUAGUCAACGUACGCAAAACCAGUCUUAAAUGUAAAUAGGCCCUUGACCUUAGGUAUCGUUAACAUUCUUUCCAAUGUAACGUUACCUGAUCAUGCUGCCAUGCAUUGCUCACUUUACGGUAACUCAACACUCGUGUUUUCGUCGGGGCGGUCCCGGGCUAGCUAUUCAACAAUCGUUGAACAUUCCCUACCGUAGCCAUGCAACCUUACCUUAGCAUUGUUAAAAACAAUUAAAGCAUGUCGAUGCAGAGACGUAAGAUACUGGAAACAAUACCGCAUUCCAUUAAGAAACGUCAAUGUCGCAAAGACAACCCCUUGUUUUUGCACUGGUCUAAGACAUGUUAUUUCACUAGUUGACAGAUCAAGCUGUAACGCGCCACCAGCUAUAAUCAUGGCAAUCGGUUACCGAAACAAUUGUUAUCUUACUGAAGUCCGUCACCAGCCGGUGUGCCAAGAAACAUCGCCUCCACCUCAGACGAACGGGCCCGGAGACCCUCAACAUUGUCACCCGGGGAAUGCUUGUCUUCAGUGGCGUGACAGAAAUCAUUCCAGCGUCGUAAGACAGGUCUUUACUGUAAGCGACGUCCAACGACGGCCAGUUUGUCAGGAAACCGGCCAAUCUGGAUGCGGCUUUUAAAGUUUGUCAUUUGAAGUGGAC